AUGCCGUGGCAUUUCCAGGAGUCUAAGAUCACAAGGCUGAGACGGCGUCUCAAGAAGGUGAUUCUGUCGAGGUGGUGUGUGGGACGCGCUUCGCGGGCCUCCCGCCGGCUUGGGAGAAGCUUUCGCUCUGCGAGUUGGGAAGCAACUGGGUCCCCAGCGAGGCAGGCGCGGGCGGAGGAGCUGCCUUCCUGGGGGAGGUGGCGCUGCGCGGGGGUCCUGCGGGACCACACCAGCUACCAGGACCUGCCCCACGCCGAGGGCGGCCGCGUGGCCAUGGACGGCCUGGGCCUGCCCUUCCCCGAGCAGAGCUUCCCCGCCGGCCCGCCGCUGCUGCCCCCGCACAUGGGCGGCCACUACCGCGACUGCCAGGGCCUGGGCGCGCCCCCGCUCGACGGCUACCCGCUGCCCACGCCCGACACGUCCCCGCUGGACGGCGUGGAGCCAGACCCGGCCUUCUUCGCCGCCCCGCUGCCCGGGGACUGCCCGGCGGCCGCCACCUACGGCUACGCGCAAGUCUCGGACUACGCGGGGCCCUCGGAGCCGCCCGCCGGCCCCAUGCACGCCCGGCUCGGCCCCGAGUCCGCGGGCCCCGCGAUGCCGGGCCUGCUGGCGCCCCCCAGCGCCCUGCACAUGUACUACGGCGCGAUGGGCUCGGCCGGGGCGGGCGGCGGGCGCGGCUUCCACGUGCAGCCGCCGCCGCAGCAGCACCCGCCGGGCCCGGGGCAGCCGUCGCCUCCUCCCGAGGCGCUGCCCUGCCGGGACGCCGCGGACCCCGGCCAGCCCGCCGAGCUCCUCCCGGGCGGCUCAGUGCCGUUGCCGACUUUAACCCCUCUGCUCUGGCCUCGGAGAUCCGUUGCCAGUUUACCGUGGGUUACUACCACCGUCAGAAUAUUGGAAAUGUUCCUGUCUUUCUCAGAAUGA
This is a messenger RNA of Cynocephalus volans (Philippine flying lemur), 921 nucleotides long. Its product is annotated as transcription factor SOX-17-like. The coding region runs from base 1 to 921 and encodes 306 amino acids. The record is from RefSeq and is a predicted model, not a curated record. Lineage: Eukaryota; Metazoa; Chordata; Mammalia; Dermoptera; Cynocephalidae. Gene Ontology annotation, biological process: heart development; angiogenesis; positive regulation of transcription by RNA polymerase II. The transcript has 2 exons. Gene Ontology annotation, molecular function: RNA polymerase II cis-regulatory region sequence-specific DNA binding; DNA-binding transcription activator activity, RNA polymerase II-specific.